Molecule: messenger RNA, 1414 nt
Organism: Boeremia exigua
Lineage: Eukaryota; Fungi; Ascomycota; Dothideomycetes; Pleosporales; Didymellaceae
Exons: 2
Coding region: 89-1186 (365 amino acids)
Source: RefSeq, a predicted model, not a curated record
CUCCUCUGCACCAGCCUGCCCGCCUGCCCGCCCGCCAGUCGCUGCGGCCAGCACCCGCCUGACCCCGCCCGCCCACACCACCGCCGCCAUGUCGCGCCGCUACCCGACCGCCGAGCUGUACGAGGAGCGCGAGCGCGACUUCUACCGCAACGGCAACCACAGCAGCCGCAACUACGACGACCUCGACCAGGAGCUGCGCCGCGGGAGCGACCCCCGCCGCAGCGCCCCCGACUUUUUCCGCGACGACCGCCCGACCGCGGGGCCCAUGGUGCUGCGGGGCCGCGAGCGUGACGAGGACACCUUCUCGCGCGCCCCUGCCCGCAGCCGCCGCGGGGGCUUCGACGACGACGACGCCAUUUCGCUGCGCAGCCGGCCCCCGCCCCCGCCGAGCAGCGUGCGGGAGCGCGAUAUCGACGACCUCUCGCUCCGCCGCAGCGACACGGGAGGCCGCGGCCGCCGCGAGGUCGAGCGCGAGAAGGAGGAGCUCGACGUGACCAUCCGCCGCCGCGAGCAGUCGAGGGGGCCGCCGCCACGUGACCGCUCCAUCCCCUUCCGCCGCGGCGACGGCGCCCGCCCGCGCGAGGUCAGCCUCGAGCGCGACGACGUCCGCUUCCGCGAGCGCGACGGCGGCAUCGACAUCCGCGCCUCGCGCAAGGAGUUCAGCCGCGACGGCCGCGACGUUUCGGCCGAGCGCGGCGCCAUCCGCUUCCAGGAGCGCGACGGCAACUUCGACCUGCACGCCUCGCGCCGCGAGUUCAGCCACAACGGCCGCAACCGCAGCGUCGAGCGCGACUCGCUGGUCAUCCGCAACCGCGAGCGCUCACUGCCUCCGCCCAGCUCGCGCGGAGAGCUGAUCGCCCGUGAGCACGAGGAGUUUGUGGUUCGCCGGCCCCGCGAGCAGUCACGCGGACCCCGCGAGCGUGAAGUCGUCAAGGACGAAAUAGUCAUUCGUCGCAUGGAAGAGCGCUCGCCGUCCCCCGAGCCCCUGCCCCCGCCCCCGCCCCCGCCGCCAGCGCUAGAGCCGGAGAUCAGACCUCCUAUCAUCCAGGAGAUCAUCACCCACCACAGGCACAUCGACCACGGCGUCGAGAGAGCCCGCUCUCCAACACCUCCCCCACCCCCACCAGCGCCUCCUUCUCCGCCUCGCAACGAGCGCAUUGAAAUCGAGAUCAAUCGGAGAGAGUAAGCUCCCACAACUCCACACGCUACAACCACCGCUGAUCAGCCCAGAACCAGAAAAGGCGGACGUUCGACCGAGUUUGACGAGCUCGAGAUUGAGAUCGACCGCAGCCGCGGCCGUGACUUUGAGGUGAGAGCCCGCUCGCCCUCCUUCAGCCCUUCCAGGCGCCGUUAUCCUGCCCCUGCCUCCGCCGAUUCCCACUUCGAGAUUGAAGCCGAUUACUACAACCGCAAA